AUGAAUGGGGUGAGUGAUGAUGCAAUAAGUUUGAGGCUAUUCCCAUUUUCACUAAGGGAUAGGCGAAGAGCUGAUGCGGCGGCGGGAGGUGCUUUUAUGAGUAAGAGUGCUAAUGAGGUGUAUGAGCUAUUAGAGGUGAUGGCGAUGAAUAAUUAUCAGUGGCCAACUAAAAGGGGACAACCAAAGAAGGUCGCUAGAAUGAUGGAAUUUGACGUUAUAUCCAUGCUUACAACUCAAGUAGCAGCCUUGACAAAGCAACUACAAAACACUACACUCCCAUCUCAAGCUAUGCAAGUUCAAAACCUAUGUGAAUUGUGUGGUACAACCCAUCCAUCCAACCAAUUCCCUGCUCUAGAUAUGAAUAACAUGCCCAUGGAAGAAGUACAAGCUAUAGGGAAUUACCAAAGACAACCCAAUAAUCCCAAUUCCAUGUCCUACAACCCAGGUUGGAAGAACCAUCCAAAUUUUUCCUGGUCCAAUAACCUAAACACUCUACAACCUUACCCUCCACCUCAGCCACAAUAUCAACCUCCACAAAAUAGACCACCACAUCAACAGCAACAUGCACAACUUCACCCUCCACCUGGAUAUUAUCAACCACAAAAUAGACCACCUCACCCAAUGCCAAUAACACCAGUUGAACCUCAACCUGAUUGUCAAGCUAUUACUUUGAGGAAUGGAACAAGGUAUGAAAGGCCAAAUAAGAAUCAGUCAAAAGAAGAAGGUCAGAAGGGAAAUACACAAGGCAUAGACAAAGAGAAGUCUAAUGACGAAAAGGUUACUGAAGACCUUAAGAAGGAAGAGGAGGUACCACCUGUGACUAUUGAGCAUCAUGUUAGAAUUCCAUAUCCACAAAGGUUGCACAAGCAUAAUUUGGAUAAGCAGUUUGCAAAGUUUUUAGAGGUGUUCAAGAAGCUACAUAUAAAUAUACCAUUCGUAGAAGCGUUAGAAUAG
This is a messenger RNA of Humulus lupulus (European hop), 954 nucleotides long. RefSeq lists its product as uncharacterized. The record is from RefSeq and is a predicted model, not a curated record. Lineage: Eukaryota; Viridiplantae; Streptophyta; Magnoliopsida; Rosales; Cannabaceae. The transcript is spliced from 3 exons. The coding region runs from base 1 to 954 and encodes 317 amino acids.